AUGGCACCCAAGAACCAGAAAAAAAACACCACCAAGGCCGGCGUUGCGGGCGCGAAGAACGGCAUAAAGAAGCCUCCCAAGAAGACGGCGCUGGAGAAGCUGAUGGCCAACAGCAAGGAGAGUCUCGAGAAGCGCGCGAACGAAGAGCUGGUGCAAGUCCACAACAUAACCGCCAAGAUCAAUGACAAGAAGGCCAAAUGGGCGGCGGAGGAGGCUAGAGAUCUAGCCAAACUCAAAAGACACAAAGAUGAGUAUAAGGCGCUCAAAGACCAGGCAGCCGCCGCCCUCACGGCCGAGGGCCUGGCUCGCUCGGUAAACGCUCGGUCAGAAGCGCUUAAGGACGAAAUGGCCGUCACCAUCAAGGAGGAGGCGGUGACCAUCAAGGAGGAGGACCGGGACUAAGGAAGAAUGAGUAGUUUGCUGCCAGCUGUCCGUAUUUAAUUCAGUUCGUUUCAUUCAGUUCAGUUCCUGAAAGAGUGUGUCUUGGUGAGUAUUGCCUACCAAUGCAAUGCGAUGUGAUGCGAUGUGAUGGCGUAGAGGACUGGACGGGAAGAGAAAGUAG
Messenger RNA from Neurospora tetrasperma FGSC 2508, 562 nucleotides. RefSeq lists its product as uncharacterized. The coding region runs from base 1 to 402 and encodes 133 amino acids. The record is from RefSeq and is a predicted model, not a curated record. NCBI's taxonomy places the organism in Eukaryota, Fungi, Ascomycota, Sordariomycetes, Sordariales, Sordariaceae. The transcript is spliced from 8 exons.